Messenger RNA from Drosophila pseudoobscura, 732 nucleotides. RefSeq names its product cuticle protein 16.5. The transcript has 2 exons. Lineage: Eukaryota; Metazoa; Arthropoda; Insecta; Diptera; Drosophilidae. The coding region runs from base 98 to 637 and encodes 179 amino acids. The record is from RefSeq and is a predicted model, not a curated record.
AAAGCGAUCACUGGACAGAGCUGUAUAUAAGGCCCUCGGUCCGAUGGGAAUGUACAUUAUCGCUCAAGAGCUUUAGACACAACCCCACCACAGCAAAAUGUUCAAGUUUUUGGUUAUUGCCGCCCUCAUCGCCUGCUCCUCGGCCAAGCCCGGUCUGGUGGCUCCACUCAGUCUUCCCGUGAGUGGCGUUCCUCUGGCCACCGCCCCAGUGGCCAGUGUGCCCGUGGUCACGGCUCCCCUGUCAGCCGCCGGUGGCAGCAGCCAGGUGGAUGUCCGCAACAACUACGACGGCACCCUCUCCUCCUACACCACGGCUCCGUUCGAGUACGCCGGACCCGUCUCCAGCCGCUACGUGUCGGGUGUUCCGGCCGCCCCCGCCCUGGUGUCCGCCCGGUACGCUGCUGCUCCCCUGACGGCCGCCGCCGCCGCUUACUCCGCUCCACUGACGGCUGCCUACUCGACUCCUUACGCCUCUGCCCUGGGAGCUGCCGCCGCCUACUCUGCCUAUCCCUACGCCGCUCCCUACGCCGCUCCCUACGCCGCUCCCUACGCUGCUCCCUACGCCGCUCCCUACGCCUCUCCCUACCUCGCCUCCCCCUACGCCGCUCCCUACGCUGCUCCCCAAGUCGUGGUCUAAGGAAAACGCCAGACACCAAGCUAUAGCCAAUUUUGUAUAACUGUACUAACUUUUUGAUUAAAUGCGAAACUAAAAAGUUUGCCCCCACCAACAAA